GGUGCGAACAUGUCCCUGAGUGUUCUUCAUCACAGUCUGAGCUGCCGGUUGUUUCACGGUAACGUUAAAGUCCUACAAAAAUGCACCCAAGCCGUUAGAUACACACACAGUGCUCUACGGAGGGAGACCGGACCGGCACUCACGCUGUCACCAUGGAGAGUCAACGGCUGUCCGGUGAAUGUGAGUCAGUGGUACACCUGCAGAUCAUCACAGUGGCUGAAUCAGCGCUCAAGAGCAUUUUCCGCAAUACCUCCACCAUCCGGGGGACAGCAGAAGAAGUCUGGGCCCGUGACGUGGAAAUCUUUAGCAGUAACUUUUGCUAUCGGAGGCUCGCUGCUCGGAGCGAUGAAAUACUUCAAGAAAGAAAAGGAAGAAUUGAUUGAAAAAGAGAGAACCAAAUCGAUAGGCCGACCGGCGCUGGGCGGUCCGUUCUCGCUCAUCGAUCACAACAACAAACCCUCCAAGAGUGAAGACUUCUUUGGCCAGUGGCUGCUCAUCUACUUCGGGUUUACUCACUGUCCGGACAUCUGCCCCGACGAAAUAGAGAAGAUGAUCGAAGUGGUGGAUGAAAUAGACAAAAUCCAGUCUAUACCAAACCUGACGCCGAUCCUCAUCACCAUCGACCCUGACAGAGACACUCCAGAGGCCAUGGCUACGUAUGUGAAAGAUUUUUCCCCGAAGCUGAUUGGACUGACGGGGACAAAAGAUCAGGUGGAGACGGUUUCCAGAGCCUACAGAGUUUACUACAGUCAGGGACCAAAAGACGAAGACAACGACUACAUUGUGGAUCACACUAUCAUCAUGUACCUCGUGGCACCCGACGGAGAGUUUGUAGAAUAUUUCGGACAGAACAAAAGAAACGUUGAGAUCACCAACUCGGUAGCGGCACACAUGAGAAAGUACAAGAAGGGAAAGUGA
This is a messenger RNA of Scomber japonicus (chub mackerel), 918 nucleotides long. It is a transcript of the gene sco1, whose product is annotated as protein SCO1 homolog, mitochondrial. The transcript is spliced from 7 exons. NCBI's taxonomy places the organism in Eukaryota, Metazoa, Chordata, Actinopteri, Scombriformes, Scombridae. Gene Ontology annotation, biological process: mitochondrial respiratory chain complex IV assembly. The record is from RefSeq and is a predicted model, not a curated record. The coding region runs from base 10 to 918 and encodes 302 amino acids.